This is a messenger RNA of Melospiza georgiana, 1564 nucleotides long. It is a transcript of the gene EGFL7, whose product is annotated as EGF like domain multiple 7. The record is from RefSeq and is a predicted model, not a curated record. NCBI's taxonomy places the organism in Eukaryota, Metazoa, Chordata, Aves, Passeriformes, Passerellidae. The coding region runs from base 495 to 1310 and encodes 271 amino acids. The transcript has 11 exons. Gene Ontology annotation, cellular component: cell surface; extracellular region. Gene Ontology annotation, biological process: anatomical structure development. Gene Ontology annotation, molecular function: signaling receptor binding; calcium ion binding.
GCGAGGCUGCUGGACACAGGGCGGCCGGGCAGGGAUGGACACCAGGAGCCACCAGGAACCACCAGGGGACAGGGGGGCACCCAAGAGUCCAACAUCCGUGGAGCAGCAAGCAGAGAACCAAACACAGAAAGAAACAGCGAUUCAAUAAGUUUCCAGCUGGAUUGGGAAGGUCUGGCAGUGCUUGGGAGGCUGUGGAAAGCUGAUGCGGCUGGAGCAUCCUCAUCCUCUGGGCAGCAGUGGGAGCGCAGAUCUGCCCCCGCAGGUCCUCCCGUCCCUCCCUGGAUGUGCCGAUGGAGCUGCUGCCCCUCUCUGCUGUUCCAGCUCCGCCAGGUUCCCCCGGAGGGAGAAACCAGGAUGCUCCACAAGCAAAGGAUCCCUGCCCAGCACACCUGAUGGAGCACCGGGGGUGAGGGAUCCCCGCUGAAGGACGAGCCAUGCAGUAGGAAGGAGCCAGCACAUCCCAGGGAACAGCAGUGCUGCGGGAGGAACGGGACAUGAGGAGCCUCAGCUGCCUCCUCUGGGGACUCCUCCUCAUCCUCAGCGCCGCCGGCACGGAGGGCUUUGCCCCAGCAGGGCGCAGGGUGUGCUCAGCCACGGCGACACCGAGCGCCCACACCGAGUCCCACGUGCAGCCCGUGUACCAGCCCUACCUCACCACCUGCCCGGGCCAGAGGCUCUGCAGCACCUACAGGACCAUCUACAGGGUUGCCUACAGGCAGAGGUUCAGGCAGCUGCCCCAGCCCAUGGCCUCGUGCUGUCCUGGAUGGAGCAGAGCAAACGGGCACACGCUGGGCUGUAACAGAGCUGUGUGCUGGGAGCCGUGCCAGAACGGAGGGAGCUGUGCCUUCCCUGGGAGAUGCUCCUGCCCCCCUGGCUGGAUGGGGAGAGCCUGCCAGACAGACGUGGAUGAAUGUGCCAGCCAGAGCCACGGGUGCAGCCAGCUCUGCAUCAACACAGCCGGGAGCUUCCAGUGCGCCUGCCAGGACGGCUUCAGCCUGGCUGCCGAUGCCAAGGGCUGCCAGCCCCUGGUGCCAGCCCCUGGGACAGACACCGCCAGCCAAGCAGGUGCCUCCAGUGAAAUGAAGGAGGAAAUGAAGGACCUGAGGAGCAGAGUGGAAGCGCUGGAGCAGAAGCUCCAGCUGGUGCUGGCCCCCUUCUACAACCUGAUGCCGCCUGAGGAUGUGGGUGCAGACCCCAUCAGCCGCCUGUCGCACUCCCUGCAGCAGCUGGACAGGAUUGACUCCCUGAGCGAGCAGAUCUCCUUCCUGGAGGAGAGGCUGGAGACCUGUUCCUGCAAGAACGAACUCUAGCAGAGUGCCUGGGGACCUGGAGCAAGCUGAGUGCACCCACAGCUCUUCUCUCCCUCUCCAGCCCCAGGCUGGGGACGAAGCCUCAGCAUCACAGGAAGGCACAGGGUGGCAGGAGAAAGGAGAAGGCUGAGCUCCAUCUUCAUCAUUCUCUCUUCCAGCUCACCUCAGCAGAGGCCACACAGCUCCUUCCAAACUGGACUCUGAGCCCUCUCCCUGCUGGAGAGGCAGCAAAUAAAUGCCUUACCUCGUGCCAU